GUAAAAACCAGGACUACCCCAGAAAAGGCAACUCAUUUAGCUCACAUGUUUUGUCUGUGAGAUUAGUGCAAGAUAUAAAAAAGCACCUACUCUUCACUUCUCUUCUCUACCACUUCACCUUUCCGUAUUACUACGAUGACUUCUGUAAGCAACAGCUACAAUCACCAAACUGGUUAUUACGACUUUGACGACGACGCAACCACUGCCCCCUAUGACCCUGACGCGACUUCCGAACUAUCUCACCACACGAACUCCACCUUCAACAUCAACUCGCCUUUUCAUCUCUCGCCCGUUCUUUCCUUCAACAGCAACUAUGACAACCCCACCACCGCCUCCUACGGCUCCUUUGAGCCACCCUACUCCCCCGCCUCCUCGUUCGUCCUUGGCCUCGAUCGUGAUGAUGAUGAGUUUCGUGCUCUGUCGCGUGCGGGUUCGUCCCCACCGGCAUCACCUCAGCCAAACAGCUUCCCGUCUCCCGUGCUCCCUCUGGAACCGCUUCCGCCGCAGCAUCCUCAAUCACCGCAACAGAAUCAUCAAUCACCACCGCCGCAGCACCCUCACUCACCGCAACAAGAGCAUCAAUCACUACCGCCUCAGCAUCCUGAAUUAUCGCAACACCAACAUCAAUCACCACCGCCGCAGCAUCCUGAACCAUCCCAACACCAACAACAUCAAUCGCUUCCGCCGCAGCAUCCUGAAUCAUCGCAAUACCAACAACAUCAAUCACCAAUGCCACAACACCAAGCUGCCCCCACCAUCCCUCUAUUCGCUCCACCUCCACUCUUUCCGCCGCAGCAUCCUGAACCAUCCCAACACCAACAACAUCAAUCGCUUCCGCCGCAGCAUCCUGAAUCAUCGCAACAACAACAUCAAUCACUAAUGCCACAACACCAAGCUGCCCCCACCAUCCCUCUAUUCGCUCCACCUCCACUCUUUCCGCCCCUCGGUGUCCCUAGCAAUGAAGAAGAACAAGACGACGAUGAUAUCAUGGAUACUGAUGAGCCAAUGGACAUCGACGAGUGGUGCGAAGAAGAAGAUCUCAACGAGAUGUAUGUCGACUGGGUAGGGCCAGCGCCAGCGUUCCCCUGGUGGUGCUAGUGAAAAAAGCCCCCCGAGAAGUAAGUAGUCUUGUGCUUCUGUUGUGCUCUGCU
Zychaea mexicana is the source of this 1151-nucleotide messenger RNA. RefSeq lists its product as uncharacterized. The coding region runs from base 136 to 1098 and encodes 320 amino acids. NCBI's taxonomy places the organism in Eukaryota, Fungi, Mucoromycota, Mucoromycetes, Mucorales, Lichtheimiaceae. The record is from RefSeq and is a predicted model, not a curated record. The transcript has a single exon.